This is a messenger RNA of Schizophyllum commune H4-8, 2075 nucleotides long. RefSeq names its product WD40 repeat-like protein. The record is from RefSeq and is a predicted model, not a curated record. The coding region runs from base 52 to 1851 and encodes 599 amino acids. The transcript has 11 exons. Gene Ontology annotation, biological process: positive regulation of actin filament depolymerization; actin filament depolymerization. Lineage: Eukaryota; Fungi; Basidiomycota; Agaricomycetes; Agaricales; Schizophyllaceae. Gene Ontology annotation, molecular function: actin filament binding. Gene Ontology annotation, cellular component: cortical actin cytoskeleton.
CACGUCCAGUACUGACAUAUCUUCUUCUCUUCUAUACAUAUUACCGGAACUAUGUCUUUUGAACCCAGCACCAUCUACCCAUGCAACCCCAACACUGCACGAGGCUCGUCUACGAAGCUCGACGCGACGAAGGGCAAGAUCGCCUACGCGAACGGGCGCACCGUUAUAAUACGCGAUCUCAAUGACCCCAACGCGACGAUCGCAUAUGCCGGUCAUGUACAGAACACCACUGUGGCGCGUAUCUCGCCCUCGGGGUACUACUGCGCCUCUGCGGAUAUCACUGGGACAGUCCGCGUCUGGGACAUCGUCGGUGAGGAUCGCGCGCUUAAAGGAGAGUACAAGGUCAUCGCCGGCCGCGUCAAUGACCUCGAGUGGGACGGUGAAAGCAAGCGCAUCAUCGCAGUCGGAGACGGGAGGGACAAGUUCGGGCAUGCGUUCAUGAUGGACACGGGUACGAGCACUGGGGAGAUCAGCGGGCAUUCGAAGACGAUCAAUGCAGUCGCGAUCCGGCAUCAGCGUCCGUUCCGCGCUGCAACGGCGGCAGACGACGCGCUCAUUGUCUUCCACACCGGCGCACCCUACAAAUACGAGAAGACCAUUAAGACGCACACCAAGUUCGUGCAGGACGUGCGCUACGCGCCCAGCGGCGACCUCUUCGCGAGUGUCGGCUCCGACUCCAAGAUCUUCAUCUACGACGGCAAGACGGGCGAGACCGUCGCCGAGAUCACGGACUCGCCGCACAAGGGCAGCAUCAUGGCGGCAGCAUGGAGUCCGGAUAGCAAGUCGCUGGUGACGUCGUCGGCGGAUUGCACGGUGAAGCUAUGGGAUGUCGAAGCGCGCAAGGCGACGACGACUUGGACGCUGGGAAGCGGUGUCGACCACCAGCAAGUUGGCAACGUCUGGAGCGGCGAGUCUGACAUCGUGUCCCUGUCGAUUUCGGGCGAUCUGAACGUCUUCGACCCUCGUGUUGGCGACAAGCCCACUCGCAUCUUCCAGGCGCCCCAGAAAGCCAUCACCGCCGCCGCCGGGCCCAUCUCCUCCGACACCUUCCUCGCCGGCACCGCCGACGGCCGCGUCUACUCCUACUCUACCUCUUCUAACACCUCCGCCUCCCUCGCCGGCAAGAACCACACCUCCCUCGUCUCCGGUCUUGCCUUCUUCGGCGAUACCCUCGCCUCCGUCGGCUUCGACGACCACGUCCGCGAGAUUGCGUCGAAUGCGCAGGAAUAUGCCCCUGCCGCCACGGCGACGAAGGCGCAGCCCAAGGGCGUCGCAGUUGCUGCUGACGGGACCGUAUUUGUUGCCGAGCUCGACGGGGUGGAAGCAGUGAGGGCGAAUCAGAAGGUCGCGGAGGUGAAGACUAGCUAUGCGCCGAGUGCGGUGGCGGCGGUGGGAAGUGUGGUCGCGGUGGGCGGGGAGGAUCAGAAGGUGAGGCUGCACGAGUGGGAUGGGAAGGUGUUGAAGGAGACGGCGGUGCUAGAGGGGAAUAAGGGGGUUGUGUCGAGCUUGGCGUUCUCGCCGGAUGGGAAGUUGUUGGCAGCUGGGGAUUCCGCUGGUAGGGUUAUUCUGUUCGAUGCUGUCGAGAAGAAGAUGAUCACCGGCCGCUGGUCCUACCACUCUGCACGCGUCAACUCCAUCGCCUGGACAGCCGACUCGAAGCACUGCGCUUCCGGCUCGCUCGACACGCACGUUUACGUCUGGAGCGUAGAGAAGCCGCUGAAGAACAUCGCGAUCAAGAACGCGGGCGCCGGAGGUGUGAACGCGGUCGUCUGGGUGGAUGGAAAGAGCCGGCUGGCGAGCGCAGGCGCAGAUGGGUGCGUGCAUCUUUGGGAGGUGACGUUCCAUGCAUGAAUAUCGAAGGAAAUAUCGUGGAAAGGGAUGUACGGAAGGACUAGAAUUUGUACUAUGCAAUGUACCGGGUCUGUUACACUGCUUGCAAGGUUGGAGUAAACCUGUUUUGCCGACGACACUAUGAUUGUUGUAAAAUAGGUACUCAAAGGCUACUAGGAGGUUCGGCAGAACCGAUGGUACACUCUUGUACUUGAACGGCAAGCAAACAUCGGCGACGUCGUCAG